CACACAUCAGCUUUUCUGUUGAGGGUUAUGAAAAUGGUCAAUAGUGACAUGAAUGGAUUUUCCUUCAAGAAAUGCUCAGCCUUCCAGUUUGUCAAGAAGAAGGUACGGAGAUGGAUCAGGAACCCCAAGGUCACUGUGGAAAAUCAAAGUACACAUAUCAUGUAUUCACAUUCCACCUCAAUGCACACAUCUCAUGUGGAACAAGAUCUCAGAUACAUGCAGCACCCUGCUUACAGCUGCUGCCAUCUUACUCAAACACGAAACACAGAGGAACAGGCGUGCAUUAUGGACAAAGGAAAAAGUUGCAAUAUAAGAAAAUGGAAGAAGAUGAACAAACAUCAUACAGACAUUAAACAGAAAGCGCAUUCAAGGCAUCGAGAUAUAGAAGUGCAUUCGAGUUCUCCGUGGCCGAUGAGAAAUGCACUGUUCUUUGUCCACCCGGUCAUGGUGGAAUGCUGCAUCUGCAAUGCCCCAUUCAUCACCUACAGAACCCAGGAUAUAUGGGAAACAAUGGACAGAGCACAGGCUAUGGACCUUUACAACCCAGUAAACCCACCCAGAGAGAGAAGUUACUGCUGUGCUAAUGACCCAGCUUUUAUGAAACAAAGAAGAUUGGGUAUGAAUGACUUUAUUCAGAAACUUGCCACAAACUCCUACCCUUGCAAGCACUCAGAGGUCCAGUCUAUUCUUAAUCUCAACCCACCACAAGAACCCGAACUCAUGAAUGACAAUCCAUCACCUCCGCCCAGCCCUUCUCAGCAGAUCAACCUUGGGCCAUCCUCCAACCCCCAAGCUAAACCAUCUGACUUCAACUUCUUAAAAGUCAUUGGCAAGGGCAGCUUUGGAAAGGUUCUUCUAGCAAGGCACAAGAUUGAUGAGAAAUUCUAUGCAGUUAAGGUCUUGCAGAAGAAAGCAAUCCUUAAGAAAAAAGAGGAGAAGCACAUCAUGUCAGAGCGUAAUGUCCUUCUAAAGAACGUGAAACACCCUUUCCUGGUUGGGCUCCACUAUUCCUUCCAGACAGCAGACAAACUGUACUUUGUCUUGGACUAUAUCAAUGGAGGAGAGCUGUUUUAUCACCUCCAGAGAGAACGCUGCUUCCUGGAGCCCAGAGCCCGGUUUUACACUGCUGAGAUUGCUAGUGCACUUGGCUACCUGCACUCUUUAAACAUUGUUUAUAGAGACUUGAAGCCUGAAAACAUACUGCUUGAUUCUCAGGGACACAUUGUGUUGACAGACUUUGGCCUGUGUAAGGAAAAUAUUGAACCCAACGGAACCACAUCUACAUUCUGCGGCACACCAGAGUAUUUGGCACCUGAAGUUUUGCACAAGCAGCCCUAUGACCGAACAGUUGACUGGUGGUGCCUGGGUGCAGUACUCUAUGAGAUGCUGUAUGGACUGCCUCCGUUCUAUAGCCGGAACACUGCUGAGAUGUACGACAACAUUCUGAAUAAGCCCCUGCAGCUGAAACCAAACAUCUCCAACUCGGCCAGACAACUUUUGGAAGGUCUCCUGCAGAAAGACCGGACCAAGCGAAUUGGUGCAAAAGAUGACUUUAUGGAACUCAAGAACCACGUGUUCUUCUCACAAAUGAGCUGGGAUGAUCUGAAUGCUAAGAAGCUCACGCCUCCUUUCAACCCCAACGUGACCGGCCCAAGUGAUUUGCGGCACUUCGAUCCAGAGUUCACAGAUGAGCCUGUCCCCAGCUCGAUUGGUCAAUCUCCAGACAGCGCCCUUAUUACUGCUAGCACCAAAGAGUCGGCAGAAGCGUUUCUGGGAUUCUCCUAUGCUCCAUCUAUGGACUCUUACCUGUAAACAAACAAAUUUUAAUUGAACUUACCUGAAACUGAUGGAUUGGUCUUGCUUCAAGCCCACCCGGUAGAAGAAAUUUUGCACAUCUUUUGAGGCAGCUUUGUGGCCUUCAGUUUGGCUGGAAGAAGAUUUCAAAGAGCAGCAGUUUCUUCUUUGGACCCAAGAUAAUGGGUGCUAUCUGCCUGUGAAGUGUAAUCGUCACAGAGGAACUGUGCGGUGUCAUGCACCAGGGAAAUCUGUUAACGGUGAGCUUUUGGGGGAAUUUGAGUGUUGCAUCUGCUGUGUGCCUUUUUUCCUGACAAGGUAAAUUUUGUCUUGAUCUGAAAUCUGUGUUCUGCAGAGUGAGUUGUCUGCUUUUUGGAUUGAAUUAGUUCUAUCCAAUGCAAACAAGGUAUGAAUGUGGCAGGUCGACAAGAUCAUUGUGUUCACUGGCUUGAACAUCAGACUGACUGUUAAUGGGCCAGCACUGCGAAGUGGGGCAUUGUUUGCUUAUUCCAAAUUUGAAAUAUGAGAAAUUGCUGUAGAUUAAUUGUUUUAAAGCCUUAGAUGAGCAGCUGAUCCUGAAAUAAAAUUGCUAACAAUCUACAAAUUGCUUGAAAAAACCAUUGCUGCUAAAUGUAAUAUUUCUGUAGUAUAUAAAUAUAUGUUCCUGGACCAAAAAUAUAAUAAAAUGCCCCAUCUGCAGUCUGUCUCAUCCUGUCUUUCACUGCCUUUAUAUAUGUAUGAAUAUGUUGUGAAAUGGGCAUUAACUAUAGUUUGUCUACAUUUGACAUUCCAUGUAAUAUUACAUUGUACAUGUAUAUAAGUUAAUCUGUACAUUUGGAGUCUCUGUACUAGUAACAUUAUCUAUUUAAAAAGUGUAAGGAAGCUUGCAAAUAACUGUAUGUUCCAAUGCAGUGUACUGUAAUUUUAAUGUUAUUUUUUUAAAGAAAUGUAUCAUUUGUGACCAGAGGUUUGCAAUAAAUGUGAAUACCUUUUUAAAGUUU
Messenger RNA from Polyodon spathula (Mississippi paddlefish), 2795 nucleotides. RefSeq names its product serine/threonine-protein kinase Sgk1-like. Gene Ontology annotation, molecular function: ATP binding; protein serine/threonine kinase activity. The record is from RefSeq and is a predicted model, not a curated record. The transcript is spliced from 14 exons. Gene Ontology annotation, biological process: protein phosphorylation. The coding region runs from base 28 to 1812 and encodes 594 amino acids. Lineage: Eukaryota; Metazoa; Chordata; Actinopteri; Acipenseriformes; Polyodontidae.